UUCAGAGUGAAAUACUGCACACAUAAAUCCAGUACAUUUAUUUCAUCCUCAUAUUACAGAUUAAGAUUAGCAAUACGAAACAUAGGUAAUACAAAAACAAGGUAUUCUUAUGGAUAAAGAUUAUUGAUCCCAUGGUGAAAUCCACAAGCUAAACUGCAGUAGGCCUAUAUAGUCUACAGUAAAAAGAAAAGAAAAAAACCUACCACCUGCUAUAUUAAUGCAUCAAAAUAUGCAUAAUAUAAUAUUAAUUGGGCCAGUUACUUGUAAUUGUAUUUAUGAAUUUAUUGUGGGCCUACUUUAGGCAGCUUAGACCCUAUGAUUUGAUUGUAAUACUUUUUGUUUGUUUGUUUGUUUGUUUGUUUGUUUAAAUACAGAGCACAUCCAGACAUCAUCUCUCAAUGGAAAUUAUGAACCAAAAGAAUCCCUUUUAAUCGAAUAUGCAUUUUGUUGAUAAAUAGGUUUAGGAUUUUGAUCUAAGUACUUCUUCCACCACUGUGUAAUGUACAAGCACUCGUGAUAAAAAGUGGUCAAUGUCCGUUAUUGUCUAUUGUGCAAGCUGCGCGAGGACAGGCUCUAUGUAACGGAUUGGUUGGUUAGACAGUCCAUGGGUGACGUCACUCAGUUUUGGGGUCUGGUAGGUGGGGGUGCACACGGCCAUACAAACAAGCUACUUGACUACAUCAUGCCGACCAGAUUUUGGAAAAUCUUUCUUGUUCAUUUCACCGUCACAACUUGCUUUUGCUGCUGUUUUCGUAACGAUGCGACUCAUGAGGAUUUCAAUCUAAACAUACCGGCCAUCGCCAAAUACUUUAGCACGAAAGGGAGGUACGAGGAAGUGAACCCGUAUCUCAUAGACGACAUACUGGCUGUAAACAAAUCUAUUUUACAGCCUCCGUCUGAGCAAUGUCGCGCAAUUCAUCUGACUGCGAUAAUAAGACACGGCACGAGGUACCCGACGACCAAAAAUGUGAAGAAGAUGCGGAAGCUGUACGAGCUGGUGAAGAGCAGCGCCUCGGGCAAAGAGAGCUGGCUGCGUGAGAUCCAGACCCAGUGGACGAUGUGGUACAAUGAGGACAUGGACGGCAGACUGGUCCAGAAAGGUGUGAACGAUCACAAGCAUCUGGCCGUCAGGCUGUCAAAGCUGUUCCCCUCACUGAUGUCAGAGGAGAAGCUCCGAGGAGGAUUCAUCAGAUUCAUAACCAGCUCAAAGCACAGGUGUGUCAACAGCACGCUGUCGUUCAAGGCAGGACUGACAGAGCUCUGGGCUAUCACAGAUCAAGAGUUUAACCAUGCAGAGAAUGAUGCCCUCAUGAGGUUUUUCGACAAGUGCACCAGGUUUGUGCAGGAAGUCGAUAACAACCCAGAAGCUCUGUCAGAGGUGGACAGGUUCAGUCAGGGACCAGAGUUGAGGAGGGUCCGGGAGAAGAUUGCAGACCGCCUCAGAGUCCCCUACAAUGACAUCACAAGUGAUAUGGCUGAAGCUGCAUUUUACUUGUGUGCUUAUGAGUUUGCCAUCAAGACUGUGAACUCUCCGUGGUGCAGACUCUUUGAUGAGAUGGAUGCACAGGUUAUGGAGUAUGCGAAUGACCUGAAGCAAUUUUGGAAAAGAGCCUACGGGUACGAUAUUAACAGCAAGUCGAGCUGCAUUCUCUUCCAUGACAUGUUCGCUCGACUGAACCAAGCAGCCAGUGAGAACAAAUCAGGCCGGCAGGUGACUGAAGCGGUGACAGUCCAGGUGGGUCAUGCAGAGACCCUCCUGCCACUGCUCACCCUCCUGGGCUUCUUUAAGGACAGCAACAGUCUGACCUCAACUAACUACGCCAUGCAGGCACAUCGCUCCUUCCGCACCAGCCACAUGUUACCCUACGCAGCUAACUUACUCCUGGUGCUGUAUGACUGCGGUGGAGGCGACCUGAGACUGCAGCCACUGCUCAAUGAGAAGCCGGUGACUUUCCCCGACAUGACUGAUCAGCAGGCCUCCAUGCCGCUCUAUGAAGACGUCAGAAAUCACUACGGGGAGCUGCUCCAAGGCUGUGACUUUGAGACUGAAUGCCAGCUGUUCAAAGGUCCUGCUGAAGUUUAAGAAAACAGGGAAGUAUCUGGAAAAAAGGGCAUUGUAGUGGCUUUAUUGUGUUUUAUUUGCAAAAUGAAGUGAAAAAUAUUAUCCUAAUAGGAGCAUCUUAGCUUCAAUGCCUCAUGUAAACCAUGAACAAAUCAGUGUUUGGCCUUUUAUUUUUUAUGAAAGAAGAAACAAGGAAGAUUUUUUUUUUACUCCAGUUGUCUAAUGGCAAGAGAUAAAGCAGAUUUGGUUAAUUCUGAAACUGAUACCAGCCUAGCCAUUUAAUUUCAAGUUCACCUGUACCAUUACAGUAUUACUGCUGCGAUGUUGCCUAUUAUUUUUGCGAAGUUUCUUCACAGGAAUUAAGAAGUUUAUUUUUGCAGUGUAUACACAUUUUUUAUUGCUUAAACCUAAUGUGGUUACUCUUAGCUUUAAAGUUAACAUAUUGCGUGGUCAGUAUGAUGUGAUCAUUGGUGGCGUAUACAUUUUAAGUCAAUCUAAUUUUCUAGUAAAAUAUAUUUGGCAGGGCUGAUUCUGGUCAUUUUGGUGGUGUCUGGCUACUCUGAAGUCAAUCAUACUUUGGUUUAAUUCAGCUUCACUUGACACAUAGUACCUUUGCAAGAACUCUUGUCCUUGUCAUGCCCCUUAUUUGGGUUUAUUUGGGAUAUCAUAUAGAGGUUAUUCAUAACUCUUUAUGAUGAACAUUAACCAGGUACGAAUAUCUAUGCAGCUGCACAAUCUCCUAUAAUUUCUGUUCUGACAGUUGGAUAUUAUUACAAUCUGAUUUGACUUCCAGUAUGUACAUCAUAAAUAUAUUUUAAGAUUCUUAAUUUAUUUAUUUUUUGUGUUUUUUUCUUCAUUAAAUAAUGCACUGUGCAUGCUACAGUAAAAAUAUUAAAUUGAUUUAGAUAUUGUUGAUAGCAAAAUA
Molecule: messenger RNA, 2987 nt
Organism: Plectropomus leopardus (leopard coralgrouper)
Lineage: Eukaryota; Metazoa; Chordata; Actinopteri; Perciformes; Serranidae
Product: multiple inositol polyphosphate phosphatase 1-like
Molecular function (GO): acid phosphatase activity; inositol phosphate phosphatase activity
Source: RefSeq, a predicted model, not a curated record